AUGGCUGACUUCCUGGUAGAAGUAGCGGGGGAUCCAACCGAGGAGACACGCACACAGUGGAAGCUCCACGUGGACGGAGCCUCCAAUCAGACAUCCGGGGGUGCCGGGAUCAUCCUGGAAAGCCCAGCCGGGGUCGUAUACGAACAGUCGAUCAAGUUCGAAUUUCCCAUCUCGAACAACCAAGCAGAAUACGAAGCCCUUAUAGGGGGCUUAGCCCUAGCAACGGAAGUUGGAGCGACAAGGUUGGAAAUAUGCAGCGAUUCACAAGUCGUCACCUCCCAAGUAAAUGGGAGUUACCAAGCCAGAGACUCACUAUUACAAAAAUACUUGGAGAAAGUCAAGGAUUUGAGCCAGAAGUUUGAGGAGGUCACGAUCCACCACGUUCCAAGAGAAAGGAACACAUGGGCAGAUCUCCUAUCAAAAUUGGCUAGCACCAAACCGGGAGAAGGUAACUGA
Molecule: messenger RNA, 456 nt
Organism: Arachis duranensis
Lineage: Eukaryota; Viridiplantae; Streptophyta; Magnoliopsida; Fabales; Fabaceae
Exons: 1
Coding region: 1-456 (151 amino acids)
Molecular function (GO): RNA-DNA hybrid ribonuclease activity; nucleic acid binding
Source: RefSeq, a predicted model, not a curated record